Molecule: messenger RNA, 1744 nt
Organism: Planococcus citri (citrus mealybug)
Lineage: Eukaryota; Metazoa; Arthropoda; Insecta; Hemiptera; Pseudococcidae
Product: speckle-type POZ protein B-like
Exons: 2
Coding region: 457-1650 (397 amino acids)
Biological process (GO): regulation of proteolysis; proteasome-mediated ubiquitin-dependent protein catabolic process
Cellular component (GO): cytoplasm; nucleus
Molecular function (GO): ubiquitin protein ligase binding
Source: RefSeq, a predicted model, not a curated record
UCGAGUUUGUACAUAUGUGUGUGCGAUAGAAUUGCAAGGUGCAUUCGUUUCUUUCUCAGUCAGUUUGUUAUAAACACCAUCGGUUGGUGAAAGUGCAUCCUUGAAGAAUCAUACUUAUGUAGUUUAAUUCAUUAUCAAACGCAAUCUAGCCAAAUUAUCGGUGAUAAAAAAAUUCAUUGCUAAAGUGUUUCAUUUACGUAUUGUUUGUCAUUUGUGUCCGUGUUUUAUACUUAAUUGGAUAAAUACCUGCAUAUUGAUACUUACUAAUAGCCUAUGUUUUGUCUGCGGAUCAACGAUUUUUACCAAAAGUUUGAAGUGUUUGAAGACGGUAUCGUUUCAUCUCCGACUCAGAUUACAAAAGGUUGAAGCUCAGAGAAGACAAAAUCACUGAAGUACAUACUAUCGGCCCCUAAUAAAUACCAGAUAAAUUGUUGAUACGUGAUUCCAAAUUUGAUCAUGUCGUCGAAUAAAUCUAGCGUUUCAACGUGCACAUCCACCGAAGAUUUUUGGUGUAGUACGGUUGAGUUUCACAAAGCAGAGUUUGUUUGGAAAAUAAGUGAUUUUAGUUCUCUCGACGAAACGGGUGAAAGAAUAAAAUCCGAUACAUUCUCAUCUCCUACAAACGAUAAAUUUACAUGGUAUUUGGAUUUUCACUUCAGAGGUCUUGAGGAUGAAACAGAUAUAUUUUGUUUAUUUUUAAACCUGAAAAAAGAAAACGCAUCUGAAAGAGUAUUCGCAAAAUUUUCUUUUUCCAUUUUGAAUAAUGAAGAGGAAGAAAUCUAUAGGCCUGAACCGAAUUUUGAGUGUCAUGAAUUCUAUAACGAGGACGACGAUGAUCCAAAUCCAGGUUCCGAUGAUGAUGAUGAUGCUGCUGCUGCUGCUGCUGCUGCUGAUGAUGAUGAUGAUGAUGAUGAUGAUGAUAAUUGGGGUUGGGAUGAUUGUCCCAAGAAAAACAAAACUUUCAGAAGUAAAUUUUUACAAAAUGAUACGUUAACGAUUUCAUUCCAGAUGAUAUUUUUCGAAAUGAACCACAAAAAUUUAGAUAGUAUGUUUCGCCGUUGUAACACUAUUCAUCUCAAACAACUUUCCGAUAAUUUGGCAUCGGUUCUCGAGAAUCCUAAUUUUGCAGACUUCACGAUUACAGCAAAAGGCAAAAAUUAUCAGGUUCAUAAAAAUAUUUUAGCUGCACGUAGUACAUAUUUCGCCAAGAUGUUCGAAAGCGGCAUGAAAGAAAAUCAACAAAAUUGUGUAGAAAUUACCGAUGUAAAUGAAGACAUUAUGGGUGAAAUGUUGAAAUUUAUUUACACGGGAAUGUGUGAAAAUUUGGAUAAAUUAGCCGACGACUUAUUAAUUGCCGCUAACAAGUAUGAUAUAGAUCAUCUGAAGCAGGUUUGCGUAGAAUCGAUUUACAGUAAGUCUUUAUGUGUAGAGAAUGCGCUGAAAAUAUUGAUAUUGGCGGACCAGUAUAAUGCGAAUAAACUUAAAUCAAGAGUGAUUGACUUUAUCGUAGCUAAUUCAUCUGAAAUAAUGGCGUCGGCGAUGUGGGAUGAAAUUAUGCCAGCGUAUCCUCAUCUCUUAAACAGUGUAUGUAAGGAGGCGAUGCGACGGUUUCUCGUAUUAUCCAAAACUAGGCCUAAUUCUACUGAGUAAUGUCUGUAUUUAUAUGGUAUUUAUUUUGCCUGCCUAGUUUUUAUGUUUUUAUUUUAGUGUUUUGUAUAACUUAAUCCUAAAUAAAUGAAUUCUU